AAUAUCAAGAAGAUGAAUGCACAACAGCAGAAGUUACUUGAUGGACUGAAUGACCUCCUUCAUUCUGAAGAGUUGACCGAUGUCACACUUAUGGCAGAUGAUGCAGAGUUUCAGUGUCACAGAAAUGUUCUGGCUGCCAGUAGCCCAUAUUUCAGAGCUAUGUUCACUGCAGAUGUCAGAGAAAAUAGACAGAAAAUAAUACCAAUCCAUGGUGUAAGUAAGAAGGCUUUGGGAAUUGCUGUAAAGUUCAUGUAUACAGGGACCGCAGACAUUACCAAUGACAACGUCCAAGUGCUUAUAACAGCAUCCAACCUCUUCCAGCUGGAAACACUUUUAGGUGCUUGUGCAGAUUACAUGAUGAAGGAGAUUUGCAUGGAAAACUGUUUCGAUGUGUAUGAUUUUGCAGAGCUCCAUUGUCUUCCAGCUCUAAGAGAAGAGGCAAAAUUGUUUAUUCUUGAACAUUUUGUGGAACUUUUCCAAAAUGAGCUCAACUUGAAAAAAACUGAUAAAAGUAAAUUUAGUGAUUUGAUAUCGGACGAUGAAGUUAACGUUGAGAAAGAGGAAGUCAUUUAUCAGAUCUUGGUGAGAUGGGUGGAUGCCGACAGGGAAAAUCGUGCAGCCAGUUUUCCAAGUCUUUUCGGUCAUGUUAGAUUAGCACUGAUGAAUCGAGAUUUCAUUUCAUCUGAAAUCGACACCAACCCGCUUGUUGCCAACAAUCCAUUCUGCAAAAGCAUGAUCUCCGUGGCAAAGAUUUACAAUCUUGCAAAAAUGAGUGGUGCCGAUUGGAAGCUGGCGGGGAUGUUCAAAACGAAAAUGCUGAUAUUUUCAGGAGGCACCCGCACUGAAGAGCAGCGAUCUUUUAGCUGUUUUGAUCCAGAAACAAAUAAAAACUAUUAUGGAAUUGAGCCUGACCCGCCGCAUGACUGCAAAUUUAAGAUCAGUCGCUAUAAGUUGGCAGUAACCAGGGAUUCCAACAUCUUCUUUCUUGGUGGUGAAUUAUGCAAGACAGAUAUUUCUCUUGCUCUGGAUUCUGUGUACAGGUAUGUUCCUAAGCUGAGGAACUGGGAACGGUGUCGGUCGAUGCAUUCUGCCCGUUGCUCAUUUCCCGUUGCAGUGACUGGAGACAGGAUUUACGUCUUCGGUGGCUCGGAGGGUCACAAAGAUGUCACAACACCGUUAAAUGCUGUUGAAUUCUAUGAAACGGAAGACGAUGAAUGGCAGAUCGUUUCGCCAAUGCCUGUGGCUAUUUUUAACCAGGCAGCCUGCAUGUAUCAGGAAGAUGUGUUCAUAUUCGGUGGCCAGCACAGUGCAGAUGGUGAAACCCAGUACCUCGACACAGUUCUCAAAUACUCACUAGGCACCGAUACCUGGACUCUGGUGACCACGGAAAUGGUGAAUCCUCGUGCCAGAUGUUCUUCCAUCCUCUUCAAAGACCAGAUAUAUGUAAUCGGCGGCUGCAGCAAGUACCAAAAUAUUCUUUCAGUGGAUAUCUACAAUCCAGUCAAAAACACAUGGAAAUUUGGAAAAGAUUUUCCAGAACAGAGAACAACCUUGGCUGAGACCCAGUUUGAUGAUGUCAUAUAUGUCAUUGGUGGACGUGUUCACUUGCCAGUGCUUUCCCGGUCAGGUAGUAGACGAACUAUUGAGGCAAAAGAUCUGUAUAAAUAUGACCCCGACAGCGAUGAAUGGACAAAGGUAGUGAAGCUGAUACCACAUGCCAGUUUUGAAAUAUGCACCACAGCCCUUGUUGACACUCAGUUUCUUAAAGAAACUGGUUUUAUUAGUGGUUUAUAA
This is a messenger RNA of Gigantopelta aegis, 1794 nucleotides long. Its product is annotated as kelch-like protein 10. The transcript is spliced from 3 exons. The record is from RefSeq and is a predicted model, not a curated record. Lineage: Eukaryota; Metazoa; Mollusca; Gastropoda; Neomphalida; Peltospiridae. Bases 13 to 1794 code for a protein of 593 amino acids. Gene Ontology annotation, molecular function: protein binding.